Messenger RNA from Dichomitus squalens LYAD-421 SS1, 2709 nucleotides. RefSeq lists its product as uncharacterized. The record is from RefSeq and is a predicted model, not a curated record. The transcript is spliced from 4 exons. NCBI's taxonomy places the organism in Eukaryota, Fungi, Basidiomycota, Agaricomycetes, Polyporales, Polyporaceae. The coding region runs from base 1 to 2709 and encodes 902 amino acids. Gene Ontology annotation, molecular function: metal ion binding.
AUGGCUACCACCCUAGAGCCGCCCUCGAUCUCCCUCCUCCGCUCCAAGUCUAGCUUCAGCUCUCUCUCAGACUCUGCUUCUCUCCAUAAUGAAGCCGACCACUCCGCCCCUCCACGCUUCCCCCACACCCGUGCUCAGCUCGCCGCCAUCGCCCGUCUCUACAAGCCAGACGCAUUCAUCGGAGAUACCGACGGCGACCAGAGCAUCAGCUCCUCCCUCAUCGCCCGCGUCGUGAGCCUUCUUGACGCCGAGCGCGAGGAGGAGCUCAAGAGCCUUCUCAAGGACAUGUUUGGCCCCAUCAGCGAUGAAGAGGUGCGUCCUACAUCGUUCUGGCCCUUCGCUGCCACACCGCGCUCACCCCCGGCGUUCGACGUUCUCCAGCUCGAGCAACAUGUCCUCGACCUCAUGCACAAGCAUAGAGACGACAUAGACAACGUCCCCUUCCUCUUCUUGACUCCUACUCGUCGACCAAUCUCUCGGCCUUCUUCCCGUGCUUCCACCCACUCCGCUCGUCUCAUCCCAAACCGUCCUGAUACGCCCAACUCCGCUCCUAGUUCCCCUCUGGCUAUGAUUUUCCGCAGGCCUCAUACCCCCCUCUCUUCUCCCCUUGGUCCCAUAGGCCCACAGCCGUCUUCUUAUAUCUCUGGUCGCAGCGAGUCUCCGGGCGCGUCUCCCAUCAUCACUCAUGCUCAGUUCGCCGUCAGCCUCCCGUCUUCUCCCAUGCUGUCCCCCCGCCUGCUCAACGCCAAGGCUUCAGAGUUCAAACCGAUCCCUCGUCCUCUUUCUGCAGCCUCCUCCAACCCAGGCUCGCUAGCCGCCCUCCGCGGUGAAACUCCUUCCCCGGACUUGUGGGCUCCGCCCUCCCGGCCGACCUCCAAGCUCGCUAUUGCUGCUCCGUUGACUCCUGACAGCACUCUUCUUCACAGGGCCGGUACUCCCAACUCGUCUUUGCGCUCUUCUAUGCGUCCUGAUGAAGAAGAUGACGAUCCCUUCGACCCCUUCGCUGCUCGAUCUAUCCCCCGGUCGUUCCACCCAGGCGCCCCCGACGACUUGCUAUGGGGUCAUUCUCCCAUGUCUAGUCCGUCCAUAUCUGCGGACGAUUCGCCAUUUCCUCAGAUCUUUGGGAGCAAUCUGGACCACAACGGAUCAUCCCAUGAACCAUCCUCGCGGCAGAGCCAGGACGAUGACAUGGACCCUGAGAUGGCUGCCAUGCUCACCGAUGGUAUGACACCGUUCGAUGUCCUGAGCUCAGUCUUCGGUGCUACCCUCGCACCGUCCGAGCUUGAAGAAGCUCUGGCCACAAAUGGCUAUGACUUCGAGCGUGCUAUGUCCUGGCUGAUUGACCGUUCGGCCACGAGCCAUCCUGGUCCAGCUCAGCCCAGGAUACAGUCGGUCGGCAACCGAGUCAUGCUUGUCCAGCGCGACGGUCACGGCGUGCGGGGAGGCAGGGCAGCAUUCCACGGUCCUCAAGGCCGCAAUGGAGGUCGAUUUGUGAACGGUCGGCCUGUCCAGGGUGGGAACCGUGUAUGCAGAUACUUCCUUGCGGGAGAGUGUUUGCGGGCGGAUUGUCGGUUCAGUCAUGACUUGGAGCGAGCGCUCUGUCGAUUCUGGCUCCGGGGUACAUGCGCCAAGGGAGAAAAUUGCGAGUUUUUGCAUCACCUUCCGCAAGACAUAGACCUCCAGGGCUUGGGCCAUGCUAUGUCACGCGUGGACAUUCAUGGCGGACAGUCUGAGCAAAAACAAAGUGCCUCCCUCGACGACUUUCCGAGUCUCAGUCACGCGGCUUCCUCCGGCAGAGACAAUGGAACUAGGCGUGGCGCGUACGGCUUCGGUCGCGGAGAAGGUGGUUAUGACCCGGGCCGCACCCGGUUCGCUGCGGCGGUCAAGAAGCCAGCUGCGAACGUCCAGACGCAGAUUCCCAAGGACCCUGCCACCUUGGCAGCACGCAGAGAGGCCAUGGGCAGCUCUGCAGAGCCAUUGCACCCCAACACUGCUAUCGUGGCGCCCAAACCAUCGCCCAGAAUCAAGCUCAGACCGCCGACCCUACUGCCUACAUUGCCCACGGGAGAGUCGGUGAACAAGCUGUACAUGGCGUACCGCUCAAGGGCUCUUCGUCUUGGGGCUGCACGCAACGCCUGUCUCUCGCGCGCCGCUGACGCUUGGAGGCGUGGGGACGGGGCGGCUGCGAAGCGUUUCAGUCGUGAGGGGCACGACCUGAAUGCUAAAAUGGCGGCUGAGAUGGUUGAGGCCGCAGGCAAGCUGGUUAGGGAGCGUGCAAGAGUGGUCGAACAAGCUGUUCGUAGCCGUGACGCGGGCUGGUCGGACGAUCCGGGUGACAGGACGGCUCGUGGCCGCAUCUGCGGCGCCGGACUAGGUGUUUGUCUCGGUAUCGCCAGCCAGUCGGUUGGCGGAGACACCAAGAUGACGCCGGAGGAACGCACGGAGUCCAUGCUCGAUCUGCAUGGCCUGCAUUCCGCAGAAGCCACGGAAGUAUUGGAAGAAUUCCUGCUCGCGCUUGAGAGAGAGCACUUCUAUGGUCUGGCAUAUCUUGUCGUCGGAGAAGAAAAGCACACGGGCACUCAAGAUCCUGCUCGUGGCGCCUCCAGGGCGCGGCUUGCCACUGGCGUUCGCGAGUGGUUGCACAUGUGGGGUUACCCCUGGAGCGAAAGGGACGGUGUCAUCUGUGUAGAUCCUCUCACGCAUCAGUGA